CCUCUCGCGCUCGGAGAAAGGUAUCGAGAAGCAGAACUGCUCCAGACACCUUCAUAAUCGACCCCACUAUCACUCUUAUUAGCAACGGUCCUCGAGUCCCGGCUGUUCCGCUGCUUGAUCUGUAAAAGGCCAACUAAUCUUGGGCUCCAAGCCACCAGCUCUCUGCCCCGCCAUCACACGGGCAAUCUUCUUCAACCAUCCCACCUUCCCGCGCUCAGGUCUACGAAAUUCUUCAAGGCACCCUAUCUGCAGCCUUCCACACUCUUUAUCAUUCGCAGAAUUCUAGUCGAGUUCCCUGCUCACUGCAGAAAGGAUCGGUGCUGCCUACCACCGACGGAAUCAACCAAGCUCUGGCCCACCACCUUGCAUACCUAGCUUCUUCUCCUCGCGUCUGCCGUAAAGGCAGAAAGUUGCAGGAACAAGAUGUCAAUAAACUGGGUUAUGACAUCGCCCAACGAGGCGGGCUUUGUCAAACUCCCGAACGAACGAAUCCUCUUCACAUCUCCUCCGCGAACGCAUCUACAAAUAUCCACGCCGAACACGUAUCCCGGGACGGAGCCUUUCUCCGCUAAGAGCGAUGCCGGAGUUGUGUAUAUCACAAAUCAACGAAUAGUCUACCUACCUUCGACCUCCACCCCCGAGCUCCAAUCCUUCUCCGCACCCAUACUCAACCUCCAAGAUACCUACGUGCGAGCACCAUUCUUUGGUGCCAAUUACUGGGUCGCACUCUGCAAGCCAGUCCCAGGAGGUGGCAUCCCACCCAAUAACGCAGCUGUCGAGCUACGAUUUACAUUCCGAGAGGGAGGAGCCUUCGAUUUCCACUCGACCUUCGAGCAAAUAAAGGAGCGGUUACACCAUGCAUACACAAUGGCGCGAGAAAGCGGAAGACAGAAUGUCGUGGACGUCGACUUAGAGCAGCUGCCAGCCUAUGAGCCGGCCCAGGAGGUGGAGAGCGAGGAUGAGGGGCCAAGGAUACUGAGUCCGAUUCCAACAAGACCUCAGGCCAGAGACAGUGGCGCCGCUGAUGCGUUCCAAAAUCGGACAGAGACCUCACCGCCGAAUUUCACCGCCCCCGAUGAACCACCACCCGGGUACGAAGAGGCGCAGGUGCAGGCUGUUGGCAUCGAGUUGGACCAGAGGUUGCGAGAAGCCGCAGAGAGGCAGCGGGAUAGUGACGCAAGCCCUUGAUUAGCGUUGCAGAUCAAUCUCGAUUGAAGAUAGAUAUUCUUUGGAAGGGUUUUAGGGAUGGAAAAAGGCGUAAUAUCUCUGGCGAGAAUGGGUUGCUCAUUGAUGGCAUUGGCGCAGGGUGUUGAGAAGUGAUAAUUUUGACUGGAAGAUGAGAUAGACCAUGCUCAGUACUCAUAGAUCUUUGAAUGCCAAAGUCAUUCCCCCACCG
Messenger RNA from Hyaloscypha bicolor E, 1396 nucleotides. RefSeq lists its product as uncharacterized. Lineage: Eukaryota; Fungi; Ascomycota; Leotiomycetes; Helotiales; Hyaloscyphaceae. The record is from RefSeq and is a predicted model, not a curated record. Gene Ontology annotation, biological process: positive regulation of DNA-templated transcription. The coding region runs from base 424 to 1188 and encodes 254 amino acids. The transcript is spliced from 3 exons. Gene Ontology annotation, cellular component: nucleus. Gene Ontology annotation, molecular function: chromatin DNA binding; transcription coactivator activity.